Molecule: messenger RNA, 8976 nt
Organism: Mauremys reevesii (Reeves's turtle)
Lineage: Eukaryota; Metazoa; Chordata; Testudines; Geoemydidae
Gene: CNTNAP2
Product: contactin associated protein 2
Exons: 24
Coding region: 140-4126 (1328 amino acids)
Source: RefSeq, a predicted model, not a curated record
UUGGCUUCUACCACAAGGUAAAGCCCCCGUCCCCCCUCCAUUGCCUCCUCGCGGCAAAGAGAGAGGGAAGGAGGGAAAGUGGAGGAAAGCAGCUAUUCUGCGGUUGGCCUUUGGAGUAAAAGGAGCCGGGAAGGGAAGGAUGGUUGUGGUUCCCCGAGCCGGCUGCAGGGCAGCCCUCUUCCUCUGGAUUUUCAGCAGCAUCAGCUGCAGAGCCAGGACUGCGCUCCCUGCAUCCCAAAAAUGUGAUGAGCCACUGGUCUCAGCAUUAUCCCACUCCUCCUUCAGCAGUUCAUCAUCUAUGACUAGUAGCUAUUCACCAGGGUAUGCAAAGCUAAACAAAAGAGGAGGGGCUGGAGGCUGGUCUCCAUCAGAUAGUGACCAUUAUCAAUGGCUGCAGGUGGAUUUUGGGAGCAGGAAACAAAUCAGUGCUAUAGCAACGCAAGGCAGAUACAGCAGCUCUGACUGGGUGACUCAAUACCGGAUGCUGUAUAGUGAUACAGGGAGAAACUGGAAGCCGUAUCACCAGGAUGGAAACAUUUGGGCAUUUCCUGGAAAUACAAAUUCUGAUAGCGUGAUCCGGCAUGAUUUACAGCAUCUGGUUAUAGCCCGCUAUAUACGCAUAGUUCCUCUCGACUGGAGUGGAGAGGGCCAAAUUGGGCUGAGAACUGAGGUCUACGGCUGCCCGUACUGGGCCGAUGUUAUCAAUUUUGAUGGCCAUGCUGUGUUACCAUACAGAUUCAGGAACAAGAAAAUGAAAACACUGAAAGACGUUAUCACUUUGAAAUUUAAAACCUCUGAAAGUGAAGGUGUCAUCUUCCAUGGAGAAGGACAGCAAGGAGACUAUAUCACCCUGGAACUGAAAAAAGCCAAGCUGAUCCUUAAUUUAAAUCUAGGUAGCAACCAGUAUGGCUCAAUUUAUGGUCACACAUCUGUGAUGACAGGCAGCCUCUUGGAUGACCACCAUUGGCACUCCAUUGUCAUAGAACGUCAUGGGAGGAACAUCAAUCUAACACUGGAUAGGCACAUGCAACAUUUCAGAACCAAUGGGGAAUUUGAUUACCUGGACCUGGACUAUGAGAUAACCUUUGGUGGCAUGCCUUUUUCUGGGAAGCCAAGUUCAAAUAGCGGGAAAAACUUCAAAGGCUGUAUGGAAAGCAUCAAUUACAAUGGUAAUAAUAUCACAGACCUUGCCAAGAGGAGGAAAUUGGAACCUUCUAAUGGGGGAAACUUAAGUUUUUCGUGUGUGGAGCCACACACAGUGCCUGUCUUUUUCAAUGCUACCAGUUACCUGGAAGUGCCUGGUCGCCUGAAUCAGGACCUGCUUUCAGUCAAUUUCCAGUUUCGGACCUGGAACCCCAAUGGACUUCUUCUCUUCAGCAACUUUGCCGAUGGAUUGGGUAAUGUCGAGAUUGACCUGACCGAAGGCAAAGUCAGUGUCCACAUCAAUGUCACCCAGGCGAAGAAGAACCGAAUAGACAUCUCAUCAGGCUCGGGACUCAACGAUGGGCAAUGGCAUGAAAUCCGGUUUCUAGCUAAGGAAAACUUUGCUGUCCUCACCAUUGAUGGAGACGAAGCCUCAGCAGUUCGAACAAACAGUCCUCUGCAAGUUAAAACUGGAGAGAAAUAUUUCUUUGGAGGGUUCCUUACACAAACAAAUGACUCAGAUCGUUCCCUGCUCCAGCUCUCAUUCCAAGGAUGCAUGCAGUUUAUUCACGUGGAUGAUCAACUGGUGGAUUUGCAUGCAGUGGAGCAAGGCAAACUGGGAAGCUUUGCCAAUGUCAGCAUUGAUAUGUGUGCCAUUAUUGACAGGUGCGUGCCCAAUCACUGUGAACAUGGUGGCAAAUGCUCCCAAACGUGGGACAGCUUCAAAUGUACUUGUGAUGGAACUGGAUACAGUGGUGCCACCUGUCACAACUCUAUUUAUGACCUCUCCUGUGAAGCAUACAAACACUUGGGCAAAACCUCAAAUUAUUACUGGAUAGAUCCAGAUGGCAGUGGGGCACUGGGACCUUUGAAAGUUUACUGCAACAUGACAGAGGAUAAAGUGUGGUCAACUGUGUAUCAUGAUCUGCAGAUGCAGACUUCAGUGGUAGGCAACGGCCCGGAAAAAUACUCUGUAUUACAGCUCAAUUACAGUGCCACCAUGGAUCAGAUCUCUGCCAUCACCAGUAGUGCUGAAUACUGUGAGCAGUACAUCUCCUACUCCUGCAAGAUGUCAAGGCUGCUGAACACCCCAGAUGGGAAUCCAUACACCUGGUGGGUUGGAAAAGCCAAUGAGAAGCACUACUAUUGGGGUGGCUCUGGACCUGGCAUUCAGAAAUGUGCCUGUGGCAUUGAACGCAAUUGUACUGAUCCCAAAUACUAUUGCAACUGCGAUGCUGAUGCUAAACAAUGGAGAAAAGAUGCUGGGCUCUUGUCUUACAAAGAACAUCUACCAGUGAGUCAAGUGGUGGUUGGAGAUAUUGACCGAUCUGGAUCAGAAUCCAAGUUAACUGUGGGUCCUGUGCGCUGUCAAGGAGACCGGAAUUACUGGAACGCUGCGUCUUUCAUUACUCCAUCGUCCUACCUUCACUUCUCCACGUUCCAAGGGGAAACCAGUGCAGACAUCUCUUUCUACUUCAAAACAUCAGCACCUGAUGGAGUGUUUCUUGAGAAUUUGGGGAAUACAGACUUCAUCAAACUUGAGCUGAAAUCUGCUAUUGAAGUGUCCUUUUCAUUUGAUGUUGGAAAUGGCCCAGUGGAGAUCAUUGUCAGAUCCCCCAACCCACUCAAUGAUGACCAAUGGCAUCGAGUCAUCGCUGAGAGGAAUGUCAAGCAGGCCAGUCUGCGGGUGGACCAGCUGCCGCAGGAGAUCCGGAAAGCACCAACGGAAGGCCACACACGAUUGGAACUGUAUAGCCAGUUAUAUGUUGGUGCCGCAGGAGGCCAGAGAGGAUUUCUGGGUUGCAUUCGCUCUUUAAGAAUGAAUGGGGUGACUCUGGACUUGGAAGAGAGAGCAAAGGUCACACUGGGGGUGAAACCUGGCUGCUCUGGCCACUGCACCAGCUAUGGAAUGUACUGUGAAAACGGAGGUAAAUGUGUCGAGAAAUACAAUGGCUACUCCUGUGACUGUUCCAAAAGUGCAUAUGAUGGACCAUUUUGCAUAAAAGACGUUGGAGCAUUUUUUGAAGAGGGGAUGUGGCUCCGAUAUAAUUUCCAGUCCCCAGGGAUCAGUGUGAAAGACUUAGUCAGCCAAACUAUGUUGAGCUCUACAGACCAUGAUAACACUAUGCCAGACCUCAGAUUGAAUAAGGAGGCGCUCCGUUUCAGCUUCAGUACCACCAAGUCCCCUUGUGUCCUCCUGUACAUCAGCUCUUACACUCAGGACUACAUGGCAGUGCUUGUCAAGCCAUCUGGAAACUUACAGAUUCGAUACAACCUUGGAGGCACUGGAGAGCCAUAUAACAUUGAUGUAGACCACAGAAACAUGGCAAAUGGACAGCCACACAGUGUUAAUAUCACACGGAAUGAAAGGGACAUAGUUCUCCAGCUUGAUCAUUAUCCUCCAGCAAGUUACAGCCUGCCAACAGCUUCUGACACUCAGUUCAACUCCCCAAAGGCGCUCUUCCUGGGAAAAGUUAUAGAAACUGGGAAGAUCGACCAAGAUAUCUAUCAAUACAAUACACCAGGAUUCACUGGCUGCCUAUCUAGAGUGCAGUUCAACCAGGUUGCCCCACUCAAGGCAGCCCUGAGACCUACCAACACCUCCUCUCACGUCCACGUUCAAGGGGAGCUAGUGGAAUCCAACUGCGGAGCAUCUCCGCUGACCAUCCCACCAAUGUCUGCGGCCACUGACCCCUGGCAUUUAGAUUCAGCCAGUGCUGAUUUCCCAUACAAUGGUCAAGCUAUAGGAGAUGGAGUUAACAGGAACUCUGCCAUUAUUGGAGGUGUCAUCGCCGUUGUGAUCUUCACCAUCCUUUGCACGCUGGUGUUCCUGAUACGCUACAUGUUCCGUCACAAGGGAACCUACCACACCAAUGAGGCCAAGGGGGCGGAGUCUGCUGAGAGCGCUGAUGCAGCCAUCAUGAACAAUGAUCCCAACUUUACGGAGACCAUCGACGAGAGCAAAAAAGAGUGGCUUAUCUGAGAGUGUGCGGAGGGGGUUGGAAGCAGGGCCGGGGUGGGGUUGGGGAUGACUCUUUUAGCAAGGAGAGAACACUCUACUUCAGACUUUUGGGCACAUCUAGUAAAAAGAUCAGCACAAAUGAAGGAGCAAGCAACAGGCAAAACCGAUGAGACUGGAAACCAGGAUGACACACACACAUUUAAGAAAAGUACUUUUUAAUAUUCAUUUGCAAUGAAUUGCCCCGUCUGUAUCCAAACAACAACAACAAACAGCAGCUUUUAGAGCUUCAGCAUUGGUUAAAAUUUGUCAGUAAUACCUGUCUUUUCUGUGUGUGUUUAGAGGUGUUCUAAAUACCCGUGAUGAUAACAGGGCCGGUUUUCUACAUUUUUUAAAAGCCCUUUAGAAUGUGGAUAUUUCUGUCUUGAGAACAGCUUACAAAUCGACACAUCCUCAAAGUGUUCUUUUCAGUCACUCAUAGUCGGUUCCAGACAAGUUGCCAUAAUACCCAUAAUACUCGUUCACGUAUUGUUUCAUUUGGUGGUGUUUGAAUUGGGGUUUAAAAGUUCUAGGGGAGGAAGUGGGGGAGGGAAAAGAGGAUCAGAUCAUAUUUGCCAGAUUUCAAAAUGCUACCAUCUUGUGCCAACACUUUAAGAGUCCCACUUUGGCACAGGCAUUUCAAAAUGUUGAUUGUGUAUAGUACUUAUCAGCAAUGUAAAAAUAUUAUAAUUAUUCUGACUAUAGGAGAGGAGUAAAAGCACAGGAAAAUGUUUGUUUUGGUUUGUUUAUUUAAAUCUGAAGGAGUCUGUAGAUCUAGUUUGAGUCUGUAGACAUAAUCUGUUUCUGUAACUUUGGCUAUAAUGCUGCUGACCUGAGGCCACAUGGCAGUUUCAGUUUAAACUCAGCUCUGCCUGUGAUAUAUUGGCAUACACUGUAUGUAGGCAUAAGCAUUGUAGUUGGAAAUUGGAGUCAGACUUUACCGUUUGUUUGCUUCUGUUUCUCUGCAUAGGCUGUCACAGAACUAUUAGUACAGUUCUAAGGAAUGCAUUUGAUCCAACAGCUUUCACAUAAUACUUUUCUGUCAUUGGCAUAGCAAUUUAGUUUGUUCUUUAAAUCUUUGGUUUAAAUUCCUUUGUGAAGAAAGCCUCUGUCACAGUGUUCUCUCAGGCAGUAAGGUAAAACAAAAGGCUUAAAGAGUCCUGCUCGUAGAGAGGGCAGCAGAAACACACAGCAUGAGAGCAGAGGUCCUUUUUUUAAUAAACAGAUUUGCCUGAUCAGUUUAACUGUCUUUGUGGAGUAAUGACUAAGGACUGCAAAGGCAAUAUCUAGUGCUUCAGGGAUCACAAUCUCUCAGACCAGCUGAAUGUCAGGCAUGUCACUGAGAAAGAGGCAGUCAGUUUGCACAGAGGGUAAGUGGUAGCCUAAAUAGUUAAUUUCAUCCUUUGAUGGCAAUAAAGUGGUUUUUGCUUCCCCACUGCAAAGGAGCAGGAGUCUCCAAUAACCUUGUUUGAUGGAGACACAGGGCCUUAUGGGUAGUUAUGCAUGGAACAGAAUGAAGAUAUGAAUGUAUAGCAGGACAUUUACUGUGCAUCAAAAAACAGAACCAAUACUAAGAAUUUCUUAUGAAAGGAUUUAUGCCUGUGACAUUUUUGGUGUCACGUAACCUUAUAAUAUUUACAAUUUUGGUAUGCACAGCUUUAAUCCAUUCCUUCAGUACCUAUUUGCAAGACUUAUUGGAAAUUCCGAUGAACUGCACUCUGAUGAACUAAGCAACGCUGCUGUCUUUUAGUUUCUUCUUCUCCUUUAUUUUUGCUUUAUAGAGCAUUAUUUUGUUGGAUGUUGUAAAGUGAAAGGAGAAUUUUUUUAAAUUAGAGAUGGAAUAUUGGAGCAUUUUCAGGAUUCCUUUGUAUUCAUAGCUCUUAAAACUGCUUCCUUGUUUAUAAAUGCACAGUCAGCAGACACGGCAACCAGUUAAAGACAUUGGAUAUGUGUUAAGGCCUUUCGUUAAAAUUCUCCACAGUCUGUUUCACAAACGGGACUUGUUGAAUCACUAUAGCUAAUGUAGAUCUCAAACCCACUACUUUCUUCAGGAUAUGGAUUUGGACUCAGUAUGUAAAUUUGGCCAGUUUUAAGAAAGUCACUGUCUGUUUCUCGGGUAUCUUUAUGGCUGUCCAAACGGGAAAGAAACCCAUCUUUGCCCCACCCCAUCCCGUGCUUAGCACUGGUUUGCCUCAAAAACUAUCAUCUCUCUCUUUGAGUGAAAAGUCCUUAUUCGUGUUUAAGAUCAGUGGGUAUAAGAAGACUAUCCUCCCCCUGACGAGUGUCAAAACAACACUAUAUAUAGCCUGUUGAAACUAAUCUGCCAUACAUCACUAGCUAUUCAGGCCAGCCACCUCCACUGUUGGGUGGGUAGGUCACAAAAGUCUUCUCUUCUAGUGAAGAAAAUCCCACUUCUCCUUAUUGAUUUUAGUUUGUUAAUUUGAUUUCAAAUGGUAUUUUAGGCAUUCCCUGUAAAGACUGUGCAUGUUACUUCAGAAGGCCCAGAUACAGCAAAUGAGAGCAGAGGGCCCGUUUCCUUAGGCUGUGAUGUUGUUGCAGUAAAAAGGCUGACUUUCUAACUGAAUUUAGUGUGAGAAGUGUCAGCUCUGCCACCUGAGACUGGAGUCCUAUGGUUCUUCACACAACAAAGACAGCACAAGUCUCCACAGGGGCAUACUUCCCAACUAACGUGCCUCAUCCCUGCGCUGGAAGGGCAAGUGGAUAGUUGUCUUUCCAUGUCCAGUCAAGUCUUCGGGUACUUGGUUGACCUAGCAACAAGCAUAUCAGUUAUGACAGUGGUCUUUGUGAUGGUGAUGUCUGUUCAUUAAUAACUAAACUGAGACCACUAAUUCAAUUCACAUGAGGCACUGAGCAGCCAUCUCAUGGAAAUGAUGGACCUGGUCUCGAUUCAAACCCGUGCAAUAAAGAAGAAAGGCAAAGUCAGUGCCAAUACUCUUAAUCAUCUGGUCUCCCAACCUUCUCUCUCUCUCUCAUCACAGAAUCUCAGAGCUCUUCAUGUAAAGCUCAUGAGAGCUGUGUAAAUUUGAGUUGGCCUCUUUGUAGGGAAGCCUCAUGCGGUGAGAAGAAGAUGGUGAUAAACUUCAGUGUUAUGAUUAUUUUCCUGAUUCAGCAGGAAUAAGGAGAUGCCUUCAUAAACCCAGAAGCUAAUUGUAUUAAUGAUUGAAAAUCUUAUUGAGAGCUGCAUUAGCAAUAGUGUAUUUCCUUAAACUGGAAGUGAGAGAGCUCAGCAGGCUGAGACAAUGGAUUUGACAUUGCAGACUGACACACGUGCCCUCCACACCAGUAUUUUAUGGUGGAGAUGGUGUCUUGGCUGCCGGUUCUUGUAGCCUUUUUCUAGAAUGCCUAGUAGCUAGAAUGCCAUGGUGACUAGUCUUAAGUAGGACAGACACUGGCCCUGCAAGGGCCCAGGAACUGAGAACCAGCAGACUAAGAUGGGUAGCUUGCAUAAGUGUGCAAGCACCAUUUGUUUUGUAGGAAAGUCUCCCUUACAAAAGAAAUGGUGAUAUCUUAUAUGAUUUGUGAGGGGAGUUCACGGGUACUUCUGGUUGCUAAGAGAGUUUGUACUGACCAACUGAGCAGUUAAAAUGGCAGGUAAUAUAGUGAGUUUUUGGCAAGUGCUGUAUAUCUUUCUAUGGUGGCCAAACCUGAAUCAUAACAGAGUGAAUUCUGAUGAGCAUGCGACACUGCCCUGAAAUGUACUCAAAUAUCAUACAAGCAUAGUGCACAUUCAGCUGAGUCAGUUUUGUCACUCAUUUAGUCCCUUUCCCUGUUUGAACAUGUGGGGAAAUGUGACUCUAAAAGGCCUGCUCCUGCUCCCAUAAAUCCAGGGCAAAAUUCCUGUUGAUUUCAGUGGAGGGCAGAUUGUGCCCAGAAUCAGAGUGUUGGUCUAGUGGGGUAAUGCUAAGGGGUAUUGGGAUCAACAAUCAUAAUAAAGGCCCGCAGGAGAUCAGCUGUGAAGUGCCAAAGAAAUGUGGUCCUAGCCAAAAUGGUAAAAAUUAAGAUGUUGAUAACAAUACAGCUUUUAAUAGAAACCAGCUUUCUAAUCUGUUGUUUAUUACGUGUUAAUUCAAAUGCCCCUUAUUCCAUAUUAGAGUCAGUUGACAUUAGAAAUGACCUUUAAAAUCAGAAAUCAAUAUUAAACAAACAUGCGAAAUUUCAGUUAGGACUAUAGUAUUUGUGCCUACCAUAUACACUGCACCUUUGUUCUCUUAUACAUGGUUAUGAUUUUCACAGCAGUUACCACUUGAAAGGUAUGGGAUUCGCAACGUUUUUAAUCAUGCUCAAGACAGCAUGAUGCAUAUUAAAGGGUGGUUAUCAUCAAUAUUUCACUAAGAUUGCCAAAGAGAAGGUGUAUAAUUACAACUUUAUGGUAGAGAUAAGAGUUCAUUUUAGAAGAGAGUCUAUUCAGUGACUACAUUUUAAUCAAAACAGAAUCUCUUUUAAUGGCAGAUGCAUCUAACUUCCAGAAUACCAAUUGAAAGGUGAAGCUGUUACUCAGUCUGAUAAGCAGUAGCUUUUUAAUAUGGUUUCUCACUCAGAUUAUCUUCUAUUGUGUCAUAAGCAUGGUGACUCUUUAAGGGUUACAUUGUUGAAAAGCAGAACCUAAAUUCUAUCUCUGUUAAUCAAAAUUGGUAUUCCAUCCUAGAGAUAUGAAACAGGAAUCUCACCCUCCAAAAGUAAUAGCAUGUAAAUAAGAAUGAAAGAAGGAAAAUAUGUAUGUAUGCCUAAUAUCCUUUGUGAAUGUCUUUCCUUUAGUUAAAAGUUCUAUUAGAAACCAGAUUGAUAAAUAAAAAUAAUAUAAAUUCUACAUAGUU